This is a messenger RNA of Symphalangus syndactylus (siamang), 2002 nucleotides long. RefSeq lists its product as uncharacterized. The record is from RefSeq and is a predicted model, not a curated record. NCBI's taxonomy places the organism in Eukaryota, Metazoa, Chordata, Mammalia, Primates, Hylobatidae.
AUGGCCAAGUGGGGCGCCGGGCUGCCGCGAGGCUCCCGAGUGGCCCGGGCGAUCGCGGGGGAUGCGUGUCGUGCGCCCCCCCUCAGAGGCCGCGCCCUCGCUGAACCCGCCCCCUCCUGCGCCGCCGCAGCUUGGCUGCCUCUCCAAGGGGCCGAGGUGAUCUCUGGCAGGACCCACGCGGAGCCCGCGCCACUCCUCCCGCUCCGCCCCCGUCUCCUCCCCUCCUGGCGGAAGGCCGAGGACGUGCGAGGCACUGAUCUGGAACGCUGGAACUCAGCAUACACACACCUGGUGGUAGAGGAAUCUGACUACCCUGAAGCUGCCUUAUUUGGAGGAAGCCCAGACAACAUGAAGAGGUCACCUGGAAGUGCUUGGAUUGACAGCCCGAGGACAGCAUCAACUGACAGCUAUGAAACCAAGGUCCAUGGAAAUCAUACAACAGGGAAUCGCUGAAAGGUUCUGAAGAGGAGAGUCGUGGGAUCAUAUCUGUGCUUUAGAAUGAUGAGUUUUCUUGAAAAAUUAGAGAACAUAUUUGAAGGAGGACCAUAUGUCAUAGCGGUAAGUAGAAUAAUCAAGAAAUGAGGAAAUCUGGACUAGGGCAAUAACAGGAAGGGUGGUGAGACUUGGAAGAAGUCAAGAGAUCUGAAGCGAGCAGGUUUACAGGGUUUUAUGAGCAACUGGAUGUGGGAGUAAAGGGGGAUAAAAGUCAAAGAUUAUGGCUGGUUUCUGCUCUGGACAAUUAGACCAACAAAGGUACUAUCGACCAUGCCAAAGAAUACAUGCAGUGGAAUAGAUAUGAGGCAUAAAGAAGAAGGAAAAUAGCUAAUUCAGUUUUAAAACCUGAGUGUGGCUUUACAGUCUCAUGAUGUAAAAGGAAAAACAAUAAAGCAAUAAAAUGUUAACAAUAUGUCCUGAAGGUUAAAAAUUCAGAACAACAAGGAGGUUGAUAGAGGUGAGCUUUGGAAAUUGGUUAAUAUAGGGAUAGUACGGAUAAAGGCAUGUAGCUAGACUUCAGAAUGAGGAAGCUUGACCACCCAGCUUUAAUUGUCUUCUACUAUCAGCAACAUCUUGAGUUUAUUUUGAGAAACCACCAUUCCCCAUUCCUAGAACAUGUGGUUUAAAAGAAGCUAUACCAUUUCCAUGUCCCCAAGGGGGAACAUAUAUCCCAGGUCUGCCCAAGGAGAAGCAAUCCUGAGCUUUCUUGGCUAAAACCAUUGGGAAAGCUAAGAUUGCUAAUGUAGAAGGAUUAUACCUACAGCUACUUCUGGCUGUCUUAUGACUGCAAGGAGAAAGCAUGCUGAGGAUUAAACCACACAGAGGAAAGCAGAACUGAGUAAUAAAAAAAGUAUGACAUGCUAUAACAAGAUGUCUUAGAAUAAAAAAGAAAAAUAAAAUAAACCAAUAAAACAAAAAUUAUAAUGAAAAAAGAAAAAGUAUGACAAAAAGUGUGACCCAAUGACAUUAUUAAAAUGCCUGCAUCUGGCCUUCCCUGAAAGACUAUUCAAUUAUGGAACCCAAUACAUUCCUUCCUUUACUUAAAUAAGGGUCUGUCACUUGCAAAAGAAGGAGACCUAGAAUAAUUCAGUGUUUUUUGGCCAUUUGAAGUAGUUUGCUGUGAUUCGAUUAGAGCAGCUAGGUAGGUAUGGAUGGGAGCAAGAAAAAUAUUUGCUGAAGUCACAUUUGAGAGGAUUAUUGACAACAGAGAAUUCUAUGAGCCUUUGAGCAAUGAAUGAGUGGAGGUAUUGAAAUGAGGCUUGAUGUCAAAUUCCAGCUCCACCAAGCCUCACCGUGUGACCUAGGGAAAGUUAUUUAACCUUCCUAAGCCUUGGUUCUCUCAUCUGUAAAUUGGUAAAGACAAUGGGAUCUUUCUCGAAGCAUGGUUAGGAUAAUGCCUAUAAAGGGUUUAACUUGAUGUCUAGCUCUGCAUAAAUGUUAGCAUUUGUCCAAAAUCAUUAUUAUUCUGUAUGUAGUUGCUUUGCGAAGUGGAUUAUCACUGCCAGCU